UAACAACUUCACUCCCUAACAGACAGGGGAGUGAUCUAACGCCAACGUUUCGAAUAGGAAAUAUUAUGUGCCACAGUGUUCGAAGUACAACGUAAGGACGGCUACGACGUAAUAAGAAAACGGAGAUAGAGUUUCAGCAAUGAAGUUCACGCUAAUUGUGGUCUGCUUCGUCGCCUUGUCAUACUGCUUGGCCGCUGAUUAUCCUGGCUGUCAACACUACACAUGUACAGAAUGUAUCCGUCAUCCCACCUGCAUCUGGUGCUCAAAGAACAACACCGAGACCAGAUUCCCAAGUUGUAUCAGCGAAAAGCACCCUGACUACGAGAACUGGCUAACGUGGUGUGAGACUGAAGUAGUCGAACCGGAAUUCAUUUUCACUGUGAUCAAGGAGGAGCCUCUGUCUUCCGAUGAUGACGCCGAAAACAUUGUGCAGAUGAAACCGCAGGAAAUUAACCUGACACUCGGAAUUCAGACCCCCUACAACAUAACCUUGACCUACAGCCACUCAGACAAUUAUCCAGCUGACAUCUACUACAUGAUGGAUGGAUCGAAGUCCAUGGCAGACGAUAAGGAUAUGUUGUAUACCCUUGGAGAAAAGCUGGCUGAAGGAAUGAAGGAGAUCACCUCCAACUUGCAACUUGGUUUUGGUAUCUUCAUUGACAAGCCAGUGUUGCCUUAUAUUACCACAAUUCCAGUGACCGGGGGCGAAACACCAGCCUACAGUUUCAAGAACGCUCUUCCACUCACUAGCAAUGCCUCAGCUUUCACGGAGGAGGUUGAGCGAGCGAAGGGCGCCACCAACCAGGACUUCCCAGAGGGCGGGUUCGAUGGUCUCAUGCAAGCUAUAGUAUGCGAGGAGAAAAUCAGGUGGCGCAACACCAGUUUUCGGGUGAUCAUAUUCUCUACUGACGCUGGUUUCCAUCUCGCGGGGGAUGGGAAGUUGGCUGGUAUCUUAAGACCCAAUGACAAGCAGUGCCAUCUUGACAACAACAAUGAAUAUAACAAAGCCAUUGAGUAUGACUAUCCUUCAGUUGCUCAGAUCAACGAGAUGGCGAAGAUCCACAGAAUCAACCUGGUGUUCGCCAUCACAGCCGAGCAGGAACCGCUCUACGCUCGCCUCUCGCAGCACAUAGAGGGCGCGUCUUCUGGCGUGCUGGCGAGCGACUCCUCUAAUGUGGUUGACCUCCUCACCAGCAGUCUUAAGGACAUCAUAAGCAAAGUGGAUCUGACGGAGCGAGACCACAACGCCCACGUUUCAGUGCGUUACUUCAGCGAGUGCAAGGACGGCGAGAUGAAGGAACGAUCCUCUUGCCAGGGACUCGUUGCCGGGGACGAGGUCCAGUUCCUGGUGGAGGUCACGGCCACAAAAUGCCCAGACAACGAGAAAGAUUGGAAUCCAGUCAUCGAUGUGUAUCCUGUGGGUCGACAGGGGUCUCUGCAAAUCAACCUGGCAAUGCACUGCCAAUGCACCUGUGAUAAGCCAGGUGAUAAGGGUUACAUUGCAAAUGCAGAUGAAUGCAACAGGAGCGGCGAUUUCAAGUGUGGUGUAUGUGAGUGCCACGAAGGUUUCCUUGGAAAGUCAUGUGAAUGCAAUGAUGUCGACAGCACUGGCACCAUCAGCGAAGACACGUGCCGACAGACGAACACCUCUGCAAUAUGCAGCAACCGUGGUCAGUGCAAGUGCGGGCAGUGCCAUUGCAAUGUGCCAACAGAUUCGAAUCAGAAAAUCUAUGGGGAUUUCUGCGAGUGCACCAAUUAUCAAGAAUGUGUCGGCGACGGAGGCUUAACCUGCUCAGGCCACGGGACUUGUGAGUGUAACGAAUGUCAGUGCGAUGACGGCUGGAGUGGCAGCCUGUGCUCUUGUGACGAAGCUGACGACAAGUGCAAGAACCCAGACAUGGACGAGAUCUGCUCAGGUCAUGGCACAUGCACAUGUAACAAGUGCACUUGCAGAGGCGACUACACUGGCAAAUAUUGUGAAGAUUGUCCUACAUGUAAAGGAAAGUGCACAGAAUACAUCCCCUGUGUUCGGUGCCAUGCGUUCCAGACUGGAGCGUAUGAUGCCAGUGAAUGCGAGACUAACUGUGCUCAAUAUAACAUCACCUUGCAUGAAACACUAGAGGUUGACAGCGAAAAGGAGAAAAGAUGUACGUUUCUGGAUGAUAACUGCAUCCUCAUCUUCGCUUACACUCCUGGGAGUGCUGGCGGACGGACAACCAUACGAGUCCAAACGGAGAAAGAGUGCACGGCGCCCGUCAACAUUCUAGCCGUGAUCUUGGGCGUGAUCGGAGGUGUGUUGUUGAUAGGGAUUUUGACCCUUAUCAUCUGGAGGGUUUUCGCGUCUAUCCAGGACCGUCGCGAGUACUCUAAGUUCAUUCUGAGUCGGAAUGACGAGAAGUGGAGCAACAAUGAAAACCCGCUUUACAAGCAGGCCACGACCACUGUCCAGAAUCCAGUGUUUGGAAUGAACAACUGAGACUUCACAUAAGUUCCUGAUGCAGCGCCUGUCAAGGAUAAAAGCGAGCAUAUUGAUAUUUCCUCAAUUUCUCUUUCUCUUUUUCUUUAUUUCCUUUCUUUAUUUCUUUCUCUCUCUCUUUCUCUCUUUCUUUCUUUCUUUCUUUCUUUCUUUGUCUCUUUCUCUUUUUAUCUUUUUCUUUCUCUCUGACACUCUCACCCCAUUCUAUCUUCUUUUUAUGUCGUAAAUUUCACAAUUCCAUAUGUGUAAUACACCGCUGAAAAAAAUACAAAUUUGCACACUACUGCUAUGUUUUACGCAUUUUUCGUUAUCUUAAUUGUUUAUUAGUUCAGUUUUCGUUUAACCAAAGCAUACGAAUACCAUUAACCAUCUGCCUUGUAUGCAUGAUUAAGAGCUUACGUUACUUGUAUAACCGUGUAAGUCAAAUCUUUGUGAAUGACUCAGUGUGUUCGGUAUACGAUGAGGAGCGAGCAGGUUGUUGUUUUUUUCACAGUAUCCCAGGCGGGGAUUUAAUAUUAAAUAUGAUAUGUUAGAAAAAAAGACACCAUGCAGAAACGAGCUUUAUUGAAAGUUCAAUUAUUCUCGUUUUUGCAUGGUGGGUUUUUCUAACAUAGUAUCAACACGAAAGAGUGUUUUACCAUUCAUGAUCUUAAGUAUUCAUCUUUUUUUUCCUCACUAUCAUAAUUUCCCAGGCGGAAAUAUGAUAUUAGUAUAUUAGUAUACGGCAAUUUAAUUAGAAGGCUUUUGGAAUACAGUAAUAAACUUUUUCUUUGUAAUUUCUUCUGAUUCCAUUUUAAUAGUUUUUGUAUAUAUAAGUGGUUGUAUCACAAUAAAAAGAAAAGAAUAAUGACGAAAUGAUGAACAAAUUAAAUUAUAAAAGUCCGUUUCUGCAGAUUUAUAUCGAUCCUCUAGAUUACGCUUCGUUCUUCAUAUAUCGCGAAAGUUUUUCAUUGAGAAGCGAUGAAAAUAUGCUCAAGGCUCGUUUUCAAAGCAUAUUCCAAACCCUCUCUUAAUUAAUUAAGUCAGUUAAGUUUACUUACCACCAUGUCUAUCUGUUCAGGCGUGGGCAAUCGGGAUUACAGUUUUACAUAUAUUUGACACAGUACAGUAUACUGUUAUUGUUCACGGUAAAAUGAAAAUAUAAAUCAUACAUCAUGCAUAAAAAUAUUACAUUGAUAUGCUUUUGCCACUGUGUUUACAUAACACUGCUGGUGUACGGCAGUUUUACAUAGUAAACCUAGGAUAUAGUACGAGUAUAUCUUCCAAUGUAUCAGAUGAAAUGAAGUAUUCACAUAUUCUUUAUAACUCAUGUUAGGUGGUCUGAAAGGCUGUAUCACAUGACAUUCGGAGAUACAGUGCCCAAGCAUUCGCUUAUUUUCUUCGUUCGACAGUCUACAUCUAGAUUAAUCUGCACUUCUUGCACCGUGCAGUUGCCAGCACUUUUUGUAACCUAAACGUAUUCUGGCAAUAAACACGUCACAUUGUCUGGUUUGGUGCCACGCAAAGGAAGGCUUGCUAUCUCUAUACUUAUCGUAGGGCCUUAUGGUAUAGCUUUCAGGCUUCUGAGUGUUUGUCAGAUCUACUAGUUCUUCCUCAUGAGAAAUUUUCAUUAUAUGUGCAACCAUAGCAAGAGGCAUCCCAGGAUUUAUGCUUCCAAUUUGUCUAUGUGGUCGUGCUUGCGUAUGCCAACAUGAGAUGGUAUACAUUUAAGUUGAAUAUUGAAAUAGCGCUCUAUUGUAUAAGUUACGUUACGCUAAAUGCAUUUCACAAUUUCCUCAUCACCUGCUUUGAAAGAAUUAUACCUGCCAACUCCGUUUGUGUAGUGCUGGCCUAAUUUUGCACUCUCAUAUUAACUUGAUGUUGUAGUAAGCCAUUCUCUAUACAGCGCAAGUACAACCAGCUUUGUAUCUGUACGGAUCCGUCAGCGUAACACUCGUAUACAUUAUCACCCAUAAAUUCUGUGUUCCUUUACCGUUGCUAACGCAGUUUGUUGUAACACGCAAUUAUGUACACUGUUUUUUUUUGUGGUAGACAUGUAAGGCGAUCAAUAUUGAAUUUUCCCAUGGUGGAACUGACAUUCUUCAGUUUUAUUGGGUAUUCCCUAGUGUUCGUUUUCAAUCGAAUUUCCGCAUUUUCAGAUAUUGCUUGUGAGAUAAUUCAUCGCUUUGUGUUUUAAAAUAAACGUAUAAAAAUUGUUA
This is a messenger RNA of Penaeus indicus, 4674 nucleotides long. RefSeq names its product integrin beta-PS-like. The transcript has 17 exons. Lineage: Eukaryota; Metazoa; Arthropoda; Malacostraca; Decapoda; Penaeidae. Bases 140 to 2476 code for a protein of 778 amino acids. Gene Ontology annotation, biological process: cell migration; cell adhesion mediated by integrin; integrin-mediated signaling pathway. The record is from RefSeq and is a predicted model, not a curated record. Gene Ontology annotation, cellular component: focal adhesion; integrin complex; cell surface. Gene Ontology annotation, molecular function: integrin binding.